Stegastes partitus (bicolor damselfish) is the source of this 2727-nucleotide messenger RNA. Its product is annotated as tyrosine-protein kinase CSK-like. Gene Ontology annotation, biological process: protein phosphorylation. Bases 527 to 1882 code for a protein of 451 amino acids. Gene Ontology annotation, molecular function: protein binding; ATP binding; protein tyrosine kinase activity. Lineage: Eukaryota; Metazoa; Chordata; Actinopteri; Pomacentridae. The record is from RefSeq and is a predicted model, not a curated record. The transcript is spliced from 13 exons.
GGGGCAAAAACUUGAAUGUUUCGGAGCAGAGCAGCCCGGAGCACACUCAAAUCAGUCGCUUUUAAUAAGCCACUGCCAGUUAUUUUUGUGGCUGAAGUUUGUUUCGUUUUCCAUUUUAGACAGAACCACCGUCAGAUCGAGACGUCAGGGAGCAAAUCUGCAGCGAACUUCUUGUUUCAUUGACAAUAAUGCUGACAGGAGACGAGCCAGCAGAUCGUCUCGGCUGGUUUUGUUGAGCUGCUGUUGGACUUGAGAAGUUUCACCUGAGACAUAUAUUUCACUUUUUCCUCAUCAGGACUUGAUGUUUUUCAGCCUCGACUGUCGGCUUUUCUAUUCCGUGAAUGGAAGUUUGUGUGCAGUCAUUCAGAUGAAAACAGACGUCGGGAAGUAGCUGGAUCACCUGUUACCGCCUCAAAUCGCUUGUUUUUACCUGCCAGCAGGUACUGUGCUGCAUGUGUGUGUGUUUGCCAGCUCUAAUGGUAGCAGCUAGAAAACCUCGCCUGUGAGAGGAUCGAACCACCUCAACAUGACAGAGGUCCAGGUUCCGUGGCCGCAGGGCACUGAGUGUGUCGCCAGGUACAACUUCAAAGGCACAUCAGAGCAGGACCUUCCAUUUAACAAAGGAGAUGUGUUGACUAUCAUUAUUGUCACAAAGGAUCCAAACUGGUACAAAGCUAAAAAUACUGCUGGUCGUGAGGGAACAAUUCCAGCCAACUAUGUUCAGAAAAGGGAAGGUGUGAAAUCUGGACCCAAGCUUAGUCUAAUGCCAUGGUUUCAUGGGAAGAUAACUCGGGAUCAGGCAGAGCGGCUGCUGAACCCCCCUGAGACAGGCCUGUUCUUGGUGCGAGAAAGCACCAACUUCCCCGGUGACUACACGCUGUGUGUGAGCUGCGACGGUAAGGUGGAGCACUACCGCAUCAUCUACCACAACGGCAAGCUCACCAUCGAUGAGGAGGGCUAUUUUGAAAACCUCAUGCAGCUGGUUGAGCACUACACCAAAGACUCUGAUGGUUUAUGUACCAAGCUGAUCAAGCCAAAGCUGGAGGAGGGGACGGUGGCCGCUCAGGAUGAGUUCUCCAGAGGUGGCUGGUCGAUGAACAGAAAGGACCUCAAGCUGCAGCAAGUUAUUGGAAAAGGAGAAUUUGGAGAUGUCAUGGUGGGAGACUACAGAGGAACCAAAGUAGCUGUGAAGUGCAUAAAAAACGAUGCCACAGCACAGGCCUUUAUUGCGGAGGCUUCUGUCAUGACGCAACUACGACAUGAUAACCUGGUACAGCUGCUUGGAGUGAUCGUGGAGGAGAACGGGAGUCUAUAUAUAGUUACUGAGUAUAUGGCCAAGGGCUGCCUGGUCGACUACUUACGUUCCAGAGGCCGGACAGUACUUGGUGGAGAUGCUCUCCUAAAUUUUGCAUUAGACGUCUGUGAAGCCAUGGCGUAUCUGGAGACCAAUAACUUUGUGCACCGAGACUUAGCAGCCCGAAAUGUUCUUGUGUCAGAGGACAACAUCGCCAAAGUCAGUGACUUUGGUUUGACCAAAGAGGCGUCUUCCACUCAAGAUACAGCCAAGCUGCCUGUGAAGUGGACAGCACCAGAAGCCCUCAGAGAAAAGAACUUUUCCACCAAAUCAGACGUAUGGAGCUACGGUAUUUUGCUUUGGGAAAUUUACUCCUUUGGCCGAGUCCCUUACCCAAGAAUUCCACUGAAAGACGUAGUGCCUCGAGUAGAGAAGGGUUACAAAAUGGACUGUCCCGAUGGCUGCCCUGAAGUCGUGUAUAACAUCAUGAAACAGUGCUGGAACCUGGAUCCUGCUGCUCGACCGAGUUUUCAAAUGCUGAAGGAGUGGCUACAGCACAUCAGCCAAGGGAUGGGAAAAAGACAAUGAGACAUCUGACAGAACAGACAACGACAGUGACUUCACUCUUCCUUCAUUUUGACCACUGGGACCAUAAUCUGGGAUGAAAAAACAUAUCUCAACAUCUGUAUUAUUUGGCAAAUUUUACAACAAAUAGUGUUUUUAUUAACUGUAUCCGUCUUAACUCUUAAGAGGCAUCAGGGUCGUCAUGUCUUCCUGCACUCUGUUAUUAAGAGUGAAUGAUUAACUGUCAUAUCAACAAGUCUUUCCUUCGACACAGUGCUGCCUCAGACCCGUAGUGCCUUGACAUGUUUUCAUAUCCUUUAUGUCCUUUACACUGAUAUCCUUUGUCAUACUGAGAGCAUCCUUUAGUUGUUGUAAACUUGUAAAAAGUACCAUCGCUUGACUCAGCUGACUGAAUCAACAGGAUCCGUUUAGAGAGAAAAGAUGCUUCCUAAGUAGGAAAUGAAUUUUGAUACGUCAUUACUUGCUGUUGUUAUUGUUUUUUUUUUACGGUUUCCAGGUACACCUUUUUGCAUGAAUGUGGGAUUAUUUUGUUUGAAAGACUAAAUUAAGAUAACUGUAAUUAUGCAGCUUUAUUUUUCAUUGUUAUAUAAUAAUAAAUGUGUAAUUCCUACUUUCUGAUCCCUCUGUAAGUAAAAAAAAGGAAGCAAAGUACUGUUCUAACAACACUGUUCAAUUUGGUAGACAGAAUUUUCUUGUCCAUAAUUUUCUAAACCAAUAUCAAGAAGUGUUUUCUAAUGCAAAUCUUCAGAUCCAAGCAAACUAUAUGGAUUUUGUCUGUAGGAGAAAAUGAGAAUGUUAUUAAAUGUAUUGUGCUGCCAUUUUUGACAAUAAAAAAUUUAUUUUGAAAA